AUGAGGCUCUUCCCCAAUAUAUAUGCUACACACAUAGAGUUCAACAAUAUGCUGAAGUUCUUGAACAUUCAAACUACUAAAAAACCAGUUUUCCAAACACAUCAACCAGUUGAGAGAGCUCAAUUAGCACAUCGUGAACCCACCAUGUUUUACCGAUUCAAGCAGAGGCGGAGCCAUAGUGGGGUCGUCGGGGUCGCACGACCUCUUGGAAGCCAUGGAACCUUGGAGGUCCCUUGGAGCUGCUGGCGCGACCUCUUGGAGCUGCACACCACGUGGUCGACGGAAUGCUUGAAAGAAGAAGGAACAAAACAGCUGAAGAAGAAGGAGGCGAGGCUUCUCUGGCGCGCGUCUUUUUUUUUAAAACAACCUGGGCAAAACGACUUUGUUUUGGCCCAGGGAAUGUUUUUAAAUGACCUGGCCAAAACGACGUCGUUUUGGCCCAGAAGUAUUAUGGAACGAUUUUUUAAGAGAAAGUCAUCAUCGGGUUUGGGUAGUUCGAAUAAUGUUGAUAGUUCAAAUACUGUUGGUAGUUCAACAACUCCAAAUUCAAGACAAAGUCAGUCAGAUGGUGUUUUGGGUAAUCUUCAAGCAGAUCCUGGAUUAAGAAAUCGAAUGAUAGAUUAUGAUGCUAAUAUGAGAGAUGAGGUCCGAAGAUCAUAUCUACAAAAAGGACCUUGUCAACCUAGAGGUCAUAAUUUCCCGAUAACUAAUAUGUCGGGAAUUAAUCGACGCUUCAUUCCCCAAUGGUUUGAUGAGUUUGAUUGGUUGGAGUAUAGUAUAUCUAAAGAUGCGGCAUUUUGUCUCUAUUGCUAUCUCUUUAAAACCAAUUUUGAACAAGUGGGUAGUGAACCUUUCACUGGAGAUGGAUUUAAGAAUUGGAAGAAAGGGAGAGACAGAUUUAAGAUGCAUGUUGGACCGGUUGGGAGUGUUCAUAAUAAGGCUAGAGAAGCUGCUACAAAUUUGAUGAAUCAAGCUACACAUAUUAAAACGGCAGUGAGCAAACACUCCGACCAAGCUCGUAAGGCUUAUCGCACAUGUUUGAUAGCAUCAAUCAAGUGCACUAAGUUUUUAUUGCGACAAGGUCUUGCUUUUCGUGGCCAUGAUGAAAGUGCCACUUCAUGCAAUAGGGGAAAUUACUUUGAGCUAUUACAAUUCCUUGCAGAUAAUGAUGAUAAAGUUAAAGAAGUUGUUAUGGAAAAUGCUCCGGGGAAUCUCAAAUUACUAGCUCCUUGCAUUCAAAAAGAAAUUGUGAAUUCAUGUGCCCUUGAAACACUUGAUGCUAUCAUGGAUGGUCUAAAAGAUAGAUUCUUUUCAAUAUUGGUGGAUGAAGCACGUGAUGUAUCGGUGAAAGAGCAAAUGGCUAUGGUGUUGCGUUAUGUGGAUGACUCCGGGCAUGUAAUUGAAAGAUUUGUGGGUAUCCAACAUGUUACCGACACUACUUCAAGUUCACUAAAGGAUGCUAUUGACACAUUCUUUUCUCACAACGGUUUGAGCAUUUCCAAGCUACGAGGACAAGGUUAUGAUGGUGCUAGCAAUAUGAGAGGUGAGUUGAAUGGCCUUAAAACAAAGAUAUUGAGAGAACAACCUUGUGCAUAUUAUGUUCAUUGCUUUGCUCAUCAACUUCAACUAGCUCUUGUUUCCGUAGCAAAGAAGAAUAUAGACAUUGCCUCUUUUUUUGCAACGUCUAAUAGUGUGGUUAAUCAUGUUGGAGCAUCUUGUAAGCGGCGUGAUUUACUUAAAGGGUAA
This is a messenger RNA of Prunus armeniaca (apricot), 1746 nucleotides long. NCBI's taxonomy places the organism in Eukaryota, Viridiplantae, Streptophyta, Magnoliopsida, Rosales, Rosaceae. The record is from the annotation of a GenBank genome assembly.